AGUCAGCUGAGUGAGCGCUCCGUGCCGGCAUGUUGGACAAUGUGUGUGUUUUAACUCUUUUUUAUGUGUAUUAGGGUUUAGAGUGUGUGUGUGUGUGUGUGUGUGUGUGUGUGUGUGUGUGUUACGGUCACCAUGGUUUUCCUCAGACGGACCACACUGCUCCGCUACCUGCUGCUGUCGGCCAUGUUGGCUCUGCUCCUCUUCGUCAGCUCCCUCUGGCUACCUCAGGCCGGAGUCAGAGAGUGUGGCAGCGCCUGGCAGCCAUGUUUGAGUUCUGACCGCCAAGCACCUGAGCCUCCAUUGGUCCCUGCGGAGUGGGCGGGGCCAGACAAAGCCCCGCCCCUCAUCCAGGAGUGUCCCGGCCAGUCGUUUCAGGCCUGGCGUCUGCUGCUGUAUUUAAAGUCGAGCCUGUCGGACGACGACGACGUCCUGCUGGAGCCGUACCUGCAGAGCUGGGACCAGCUCAUCAACUUCAUGGAGUCUUUGGGAACGAUGGUCAGUUUCUUCUCUCAGAAGGUGAAAGAGAAGAUGGUGGUGAUUCGAGAGCUGUCACUCAAACACAGCAGAGAGGCUCAUGGGAAACGGAGUCCGUCCGACUUCUCUGGACCAAAAUCACCGGCGUAUCUCUCGGUCCGCUCCAUGGUGGCGGCGGAGCUGAAAGCCGGCCUGGUGGACUUCUCUCGCCGUACGGACUCCGGCUGCCGGACGCUGCUGCGGCUCCAUCGCUCGCUGCUGUGGUUGAAGCUGAUGUUAGAAGGUUUGUCUGAAGGACCCGACGCUGACGGACACUUCAAGACCCCCGGAGAGCUCAGCAGAGACGCCUACCGGGUGGCGUUGGCCCCCCAUCACCCCUGGGUGCUCCGUCAGGCCGCCGAGUUCGUCUUCCUCGCUCUGCCGGACAGGAAGUACUUCCUGCAGCUGGUGUGCGUGGAGCACACGGAGGAGGCGGCGCCCGUCCUGCGCAUCAUCAUCCACGCUCUGACGCUGGUGCACACACGGACUCAGCGAAUCCUGAGCGAGAACGACAUGCUGGAGCUUCCCUGAACGCCUCGAAUCAACGACUGGACUGUACGAACCAGGCGGGGAGUUCUGGUCCUCUGAAAUGAGGCCAACCA
Scomber japonicus (chub mackerel) is the source of this 1115-nucleotide messenger RNA. It is a transcript of the gene gltpd2a, whose product is annotated as glycolipid transfer protein domain containing 2a. Gene Ontology annotation, biological process: ceramide transport; intermembrane lipid transfer. The transcript has 6 exons. The record is from RefSeq and is a predicted model, not a curated record. NCBI's taxonomy places the organism in Eukaryota, Metazoa, Chordata, Actinopteri, Scombriformes, Scombridae. Gene Ontology annotation, cellular component: membrane; cytoplasm; cytosol. Gene Ontology annotation, molecular function: ceramide 1-phosphate transfer activity; ceramide 1-phosphate binding. The coding region runs from base 133 to 1044 and encodes 303 amino acids.